AUGAAUGAAUAUGGAAGAAUGUUGGAAGUAGAAGGAGAGGAAAUGGAAGAAUCACAAGAAAAGCUUCCGCAAGCCCACUUUGUUCACCAAGUUACUCAGGAUAGGGCGAUGCGCAGCUUUGGGACAACAAGAUGUUCGGAAGACUGGACGGCGGUGCGUACAAAAGUGAAAGAGGACAAAGAGCCGAGACGAUGACGGGAGUGCAGCUCGGGGCCGGCACCGCGGAUGCAGCCGCGGCGUUGCGGACGGCGGCGCAGUGUGACAAUUAGAUGCAAGUCUUCCGCAAAUCCUCUCCGUUUUAAUAAGAUGAAUAAAGGCUGAGAGUUAUAAAGGCCGAACUGACGAGAUUUCACCCGACUCGCGUCUUGCGUCCAUAGAUCCCACGUACGUGAAAGGCAGUCCACACGUCCAGGUGUCCGAGCCCCGACCGGCAACAGG
Molecule: messenger RNA, 438 nt
Organism: Gryllus bimaculatus (two-spotted cricket)
Lineage: Eukaryota; Metazoa; Arthropoda; Insecta; Orthoptera; Gryllidae
Source: the annotation of a GenBank genome assembly